CUGAAAGCCGAGGUCGAAAGAGACAAAUACACGUUGAUCCAAACGCUCAUGCUGGCAUCCAUGCAUGCAGAAGGCCUCAAUGGCAAUGAAGAAGCAUCUCUGCGACUCUCUGAUGCUGUUCACCACGCCGGUACAAUUGGGCUCCACUUGAGCCGCGGCAUUGGCGCGGGCGAGGAUAAGCGUAACCUACGCCUGUUUUGGGCACUGUGGAGCCUCGACCGCUUGAAUGCAGGCAUCAACGGCAGAGCAGUCAUCAUUCACGAACGGGACUAUGGAGCUUUUGAUCUGUGGCUCAAGAUCACGUCGUUUUUGGACAAGGUCAUUGCGCUGUACAGACCCAGCCAAAAACUUGAGACCCCGUGGGAACACGGCUUCCCUACCUUCGAGGAAGUGGUCGGUGAAGAUGCUGAAACCUUGACUCCCGAACAAAUCGCGAUGUUCGAGUUGUAUUACCAUUGUGUAGCCAUCUUGUCUUGCCGUCUUAGGCAUUCCACCCCCUUACCUCCCUCGGCACCAUCGCGUAUCCUUCAAUCCCUUUCGGCACUGCGUAUUGUCAAGAUAUCGAAUGAGGAGAAUCUCGCACAGCUCCCUCCUAUUCCGGUCAUCCCAUAUGCAUUGACGCUGUCCAUGACGGUUUCCUAUCGCCAGUACAGGGAGGCGAAGCUCCAGAUGCACAGAAUGCGCUUCCGAGCCGACUGGGAGAGGGCCCACAGAGCCCUCGCCGCCCUCGGCAAUCAGUGGUGGUCUGCGGAAGCGCUCGCAAAACUUGGCCAGCAUGCCAUGGAAAGAAUCGAACGUAAGGGCAAGAGCCCAGGAGGUGAGCAG
This is a messenger RNA of Dacryopinax primogenitus, 825 nucleotides long. RefSeq lists its product as uncharacterized. NCBI's taxonomy places the organism in Eukaryota, Fungi, Basidiomycota, Dacrymycetes, Dacrymycetales, Dacrymycetaceae. The transcript has 3 exons. The annotation marks the transcript as partial. The record is from RefSeq and is a predicted model, not a curated record.